Molecule: messenger RNA, 342 nt
Organism: Saccharomyces paradoxus
Lineage: Eukaryota; Fungi; Ascomycota; Saccharomycetes; Saccharomycetales; Saccharomycetaceae
Gene: CYC7
Product: cytochrome c isoform 2
Exons: 1
Coding region: 1-342 (113 amino acids)
Biological process (GO): mitochondrial electron transport, ubiquinol to cytochrome c; mitochondrial electron transport, cytochrome c to oxygen
Cellular component (GO): mitochondrial intermembrane space
Molecular function (GO): electron transfer activity; heme binding
Source: RefSeq, a predicted model, not a curated record
AUGGCUAAAGAAAGUACGGGAUUCAAAGCAGGCUCUGCAAAGAAAGGUGCAACAUUGUUCAAAACGAGGUGUCAACAGUGUCAUACAAUAGAAGAAGGUGGUCCCAACAAGGUGGGACCUAAUCUACACGGUAUAUUUGGUAGACAUUCAGGCCAAGUGAAGGGCUAUUCUUACACAGAUGCAAACAUUAACAAGAAUGUCAAGUGGGAUGAGGAUAGUAUGUCAGAGUACUUAACCAACCCAAAGAAGUAUAUUCCUGGUACUAAGAUGGCCUUUGCCGGGUUGAAGAAGGAAAAAGACAGAAACGAUUUGAUUACUUAUAUGACCAAAGCCGCCAAAUAG